Diaporthe citri is the source of this 1035-nucleotide messenger RNA. RefSeq lists its product as uncharacterized. The record is from RefSeq and is a predicted model, not a curated record. Lineage: Eukaryota; Fungi; Ascomycota; Sordariomycetes; Diaporthales; Diaporthaceae. The transcript has 2 exons. The coding region runs from base 1 to 1035 and encodes 344 amino acids.
AUGGAAGACAAAGACACCGACAAUCGCCCAAUCGACGAUCGCCCAAUCAGAUUGGAUGGUCGCACCGUGGCCAGGGCAAUCAUCAGGCACGACCGAAAGCAAGCAAUCGAGUCAGCGAAUGCAGCUGCGUCUCAUGUCUCUACUCCGGAUGAUAUCCAAUUCUGCACCUUCAGCGAUGGAAGCCAUAGCAAUGACACUGAGAACUGGGGUGGAGUUGCGUUGGCGUACAGACAAAAUUGGCUGCCGCAGGGAUGGGCUGCAGAGCGCGAGGCCACAUAUUGUGGUGGGUUAAUUGUUGAGAGCGCCUGGUCGUUUGUCCCCUCGGACAUGGUUGCGAAGGCCUGGCCAUUUGGCUACGCGGUUGGGUCACUGGUGAUGGAGGGCGUGGGCGUCUUGGAAUCCCUACAUGCAGCAAACGAAGAGCUCGACACCGUCGUGGUCAGAGCGAUGACGGAUUGUCAGGAACUUCUCCAAUACACCUCGAAAGCAACGCUGACGGCAAGCCAAGCCAAGAGGCUUCCUCGACGAUUGGUCAAACAUAUGCACGAUCUGAUCCUAGCACUGCAAGAUCACGGUAUCCCUGUGGUCGUGGAGCUGCAUUGGUGCCCACGAAACAGUGUGCCACAAUUGUUGACGGCUGAUGCGCUGGCAGGCGAGGCGAUGAGAAGUGGCCUGGGAUACUGCAAUGUCACACAGAACUUCUGGUCUAAAGCCAUGGAGUCGGUGACCAUGAAGCAGCUGGAGCCGAUGCUCUCGGAAGCCGUCAGGUUCGCUCGUGUCGUUGUGGACGAGGAAAUCAAGAACUUGAAGACAAGACGGGGGAAGAAGGCCGGAGAAAAACGCAAGGCAGAAGAGGAAUGGGAAGAGAGCGAGAGGAGGCCAAGAAAGAAGUCAAGGCGAUCAAAAGCUCAACCAAGAAAACAACAUCGGCCCACCAUGCCGGCUACCUGGGGACUGGACGCCGAGACCACGACAGUUUUCACAAGCGGCCCUGGAGGAAUACACAGUGAGAUACCUGUUCGGCACGCUCCAUAA